UAUGAUAAAAGUGAUUUAAGCCAAUAAAAACAUUCUUCAAAAUAUUGCUUCUUUUCUUACGACAGGCGCUUGCAACUGAUUUCUAGAAUAAUUUCGUGAAAAAGUGCACGCUUUAUAGGUUUGCUUAGAAAAUCAAAUUUUUCUUACUGAAUCAUGGCUAAUCAUGAUUGUCAUUGUCAUCACGGAUCCUCCAGAUAUGGUGUCAGUCAAUCAUUAGAAGAACUGUCGUUUGAAAAGGGUAUAUGGGGUGCAGCUCUAGAUGGAAAUGUGGAAAGAUUGAAAUCUAUUUUGAGUAAAGGAGAAGAUCCUUCAAUUCAUGAUUCAUCAGGAUACACAGCAUUACACUAUGCCUCAAGAAAUGGAAAAGAAGAAGCUUGCAGAAUUUUACUGUCAAAUGGUGCAAAUCCUAAUGCUCAAACAAAUGGAGGUGCAACUCCAUUGCACAGAGCUGCAUAUCUUGGUCAGCAGAAUAUAGUCUCACUUUUACUUCAGUAUAAAGCUAAUCCCUGUAUUUCUGAUAGUGAUGGAAAAACAGCCCUUCAUAAGGCAGCUGAAGGACAACAUUUGGAAGUAUGUCAGAUUCUUAUUAACCUGAAGCCAGAAUUAAUGAAAAUAGAAGACAAAAGAAAACAGUUACCAAUCCAUUAUGUUAAAGAAAAUAAUACAGCUUUAUUAUCACUCUUAAAAAUUUAAAUAAUUUAUUAUUUUUUUAAAAAAGAAUCAUGUAAAUAUGUA
Molecule: messenger RNA, 735 nt
Organism: Argiope bruennichi
Lineage: Eukaryota; Metazoa; Arthropoda; Arachnida; Araneae; Araneidae
Product: ankyrin repeat domain-containing protein 39-like
Exons: 4
Coding region: 154-693 (179 amino acids)
Molecular function (GO): protein binding
Source: RefSeq, a predicted model, not a curated record